This is a messenger RNA of Brassica rapa (field mustard), 6303 nucleotides long. Its product is annotated as B3 domain-containing transcription factor LEC2. Gene Ontology annotation, molecular function: DNA binding; DNA-binding transcription factor activity. The record is from RefSeq and is a predicted model, not a curated record. Lineage: Eukaryota; Viridiplantae; Streptophyta; Magnoliopsida; Brassicales; Brassicaceae.
AUACUACUUCAAGUUUUUGACGAGCGGGAUCACCUCCACAGAAAUGUUAUCGCCAUUCGCAACAACCUCUCACAAAAAAAAUGUUUAAUUUGAUAUACUUAUAAUAAUUUUGUUAUUAUGCAAAAUUUAAAUGCUAAAUAAAACUAUUGUUUUAAAAUAUAGUUGUUGAUUAUUUUGGCUCUAACAAAGCGUUAUUUUAAUGAUAUGGAAAAAGCGACAAAAUAUAAAAAUUAAUGGCAUUAAUUGAGUUUCUGCAAAAUAUGAAUUACGGUUAGUUAAAAAUAUUCAAAAAUUAAUACUGGGUCAAAUAUUUAUCCUUUCUAAAACUCUAUUGAUUUUUUCUUUUCAAAUUUUUAAUUCAAAUAAUUUAGUAUAUUAUGUAAACGAAUAAAUACAAUUCAAAAAUAUAAAUAAAAGGAGAAAAAUUGUAAUGACUAACUAAUUAAAAAUUAAAAUACGAAUGCCACUGAAUUCAGUCUCCCCAAAUUUUGAUAUACCAUUUCUAAAACCGAAUCAGUUUUAUUUUUUUUUUAAAGUUUGAAUACAAAGGAACCAAAUCGAGUCAGAAUUGAUAAUAUUGGGGUUUUCUUAAAAGCCACACCCCUACUAAUCUGAACUGAUCAGAAUCAAUUUCUUUGUGGUUCCUAUUUGACUACUAGAAGUGAAAAACUGAAUAAUCUGAAAUCUGAACUAAUCGAACUGAACACAUAUCAGAAUCAAAUGUGCGUGCCUAGAUUAAAAAAAAAAUCUCUAUGUAAAAAAAAUAUGUUUGUUUGAAAAAAAAAAGAAUUUAAAGGAAAAUAAUCAAUAACUACCAGAGAUAGUAGAAGCUUGCAUACUACUUCAAGUUUUUGACGAGCGGGAUCACCUCCACAGAAAUGUUAUCGCCAUUCGCAACAACCUCUCACAAAAAAAUGUUUAAUUUGAUAUACUUAUAAUAAUUUUGUUAUUAUGCAAAAUUUAAAUGCUAAAUAAAACUAUUGUUUUAAAAUAUAGUUGUUGAUUAUUUUGGCUCUAACAAAGCGUUAUUUUAAUGAUAUGGAAAAGCGACAAAAUAUAAACAUUAAUGGCAUUAAUUGAGUUUCUGCAAAAUAUGAAUUACGGUUAGUUAAAAAUAUUCAAAAAUUAAUACUGGGUCAAAUAUUUAUCCUUUCUAAAACUCUAUUGAUUUUUUCUUUUCAAAUUUUUAAUUCAAAUAAUUUAGUAUAUUAUGUAAACGAAUAAAUACAAUUCAAAAAUAUAAAUAAAAGGAGAAAAAUUGUAAUGACUAACUAAUUAAAAAUUAAAAUACGAAUGCCACUGAAUUCAGUCUCCCCCAAAUUUUGAUAUACGAUUUCUAAAACUAAAAAUAUUUGCUUUUCAAUGUUUGAAUUCAUAUUACUUCUAUGUUUAAUAAGGUAGUAUGUAGGGAUAAUUUGCAAAAUACCCUAUAUAGGAUUUGAAAUUUAAACAUUGCAUUUUCUAAUUUAAUUUUUUGAAAACUACACUUCUUUAAUUAUGAAUUGACUUUUUUACCCAAGAUAUUUCAAUAAUUAAGAUAUUAAUUCGAAAUUAAUAUAUAAAUUCGAAAUUAAUAAAAUAAUAUCAAAAUAAUUUUGUUUAAGAUAAACAUGUUAUUUUAUUAUUUAUAAAAACAAAGAUAAAUAUGUGAAUUAUGAUUUGUUUUGACUUUAUCAUGAAGUUUAUACAAAUUUCCUUUUAUUUUUUUUCUUCAACUUAUAUAAACAAGUCACGUUGUUAAAAGAAAAAGCAAAUCACAUUUGUCUCCUACUAUCUUUUAUUUAGUUAUAUUGAAAUUUUGUGUUCGUUGGUUUGACAUAGUAUCAUGAUGGGAGGAUGAAACUUGCGGGUGUUAAAUUGACAGAUUUUGAACCGGGAAUGGAGAUGGAAAAGGAGGGCGAGCUGCCUUUGUCGAAAGUAGCAAUUGAUGAUAUCUUCUGAUGGAACAGGUUAAGUAGGAAAAAUACAUUAACAAAUGAGCAGUCUCAUCAUUCAAAAUUCAAGUUCUUUUAUCUUAUCAUUCCGCCAUUGCUCCUCAGUUACUUCCUAGUCACCUAACACACAAGUUCCACGUUUAUGAGGUUUUUGCAGUUGAGAUACUAGUACUAGUCACAAUAGUAACAAUACUAAAUAUUGCAGGACUUAUCCUGUGUCAACAUGACAUUGUAGUCCCUGAUUGUUACAACAUUUAUAAACUCCAAUAUUCACAUGAUUGUUUUCACACCUCCUUGAAGUCUUGUGUUUUUGUGCGUGAAUCUUCUCCACGUCUUCUUCGGUUGUCUCUACAACCGGAUAAUGCCUCCUUUCACUCAUAGGUAAGCAUAUCCUUCUUGUGCCGAGUAGCCUUGCUCUGUUUCUUCCAACAUGCGGCCUCUCCCGUGUAGUCGUCUUUAACAAAAGACUCCACACCACUCUCGUUAAUGAGCCAGGGGUUAUGCGUUUAUCUUCUCUAUGGCGGGGAGUUUCAGUUAUAAGUGUAACAAUCUCUUAGGUUAUAGUUUAACUACACCACCAUGCUGUCUUUUUGACUACUACUGUCUAGUUUCUACCAAAUCUAUGUUUUUAACUUCUUUAAAGGGUAACAAGUGUUGCAGAGACAAACGGUCUUGGACAAAGUAGGAGCUAAAGAAAUACAAAACAAAAAGUAGGAGCUAAAUAGUUCUCUCAUGGGAUCAAUCAGAUAAUAGUAUGAAACUAGAACGAGCAUUUACAAAUUUUGUGGUCUGCAAUUUCAGAGUCCAUCUACCGCAUAAACGACACUUGCGUCGAACUUGAACAGAAGCAGAGUUCUUCAAAAGGUGUAGAACAAAUGGAAAACAUAACAAAUGUUGUGAAAAUAAUCAACCUUAUUACAAAAUAAAACCAAAACAAUUACCAAAACCUAGAGUAACCAAAACCAAACAUUGCAAAAAAAAAAUCUAGAACAAACGUCUGGAACAGAACAAACUUCAAAUUCCAAAGUCGCAACUGACACGAUUGUGUCCUGAACGAUGACAUCUUGAGCAAGCUUGUUUUCGUGCUUUUUUUUGAGCUGUUGCUUGUUCUCCAAAGCAUUCAUAUCUUCUUUUCACAGGUCUUUCAGCACCUCUUUUAACAUCUGGAGGAAAGCAUUUAUAAGCCACAACAUGUGGAGGUAUUUCGCUUGCUUACAGCAACUCAUCUAUGGGUCUUAUAAUCUCUGAAUAUGCAGCACACAUGUUUGCCUUUGAGUAGUAUUGAUGCAUCAAUAACCCAGGGUUAAAGCCUCGACUUGUUGCAGCCUUAGCAGCAUGCUUACAAGGGAUCUUGUCAACAUUAAACACAUUACAUGUGCAAGUCAUUUGUUGAAGAUCAACCAAGUAAUUUCUUGACCCAUCAGUAACCUGAAACUCAUGUUGAUUUAUUGACUGAACAUCAAAAGUAGACGCCAAAUCACACCUUCUAUUGAGCUUCUUUUCAACUUUAGGCGUGAGAGAAGAUUUGAGCAUCACAGCACUUUCUCGAUGGUUGAAAAAUCACCGUGUAAGCAGAAUUAGAAAUUAAAAUCUGAUUGAUGAAUCAACAAAUCUCUUGAGCUGAGAGGAAGAAUCUGUAAAACUAGAGAGAAAGGAAAAAAAAUUCAGAAAUUGAAUGGAUAUGAGAAGAAGACGAGAAGACGAGACUAGUCUUGCGUUCUUUAAUUUUUUUUCAAAAUAAAAAAAAAACUUAAGAUAUAUUAAAAAUAUAUGGGAAAUAUAUUGUGUAGUAUAUUAAAAAGAUAUUCCCUAUUCUCUAACGAUUUUCUUUUAAAAUAAUUUUAUAAAAAAUUGUUUAAUAGGAAUUGAUAAAUAUAAAGAUUGGGCAAUUUGGUAAAUUUAUAUAUAGAUAAGUGUAUUUUUCAGAAAGGUUAAACAAAAGUGCAUUUUUCAAAUUAUAUUUUAUUGAAGUGCAUUUAUCCAAAUUUUCCCUAGUAUUAAUUUAGUUGUGGUCAAUACUCAAUAGGAUAUUACAGUAUAUGUAAGGACGAUAGUGAAGUAACUCCAAAAAAAUACUCCCUCCAGAUUUGAAUAUAUGAUGUUUAAGGUUGUGCACACAUAUUAAGAGAAAUUAAAUACUUACUUUUAUCAAAUACUUUUGGGUUUUGCUUUUAGUUAGUUUAAAGAUUUAUUUGAAUCCCAAUAAAAUUCAACCACUUAUAUUUUUUACAUUUUGAUUUAUAUUUUAUUUUAAAAACAAAAUGCAUUAAUGAAAAGUAGAACAUUAUGGGGAUGAUUGGUUGGGGCUGUAGAUGCUCUGGACAGCCAAAAUUUAGUCUAGAGCUAUAUAUCUCAACCAAUCGAGCUUUGCUUUCCUUAAAAACCUCACAGCAAAAAAAUCUCUGCAAAAUCAAAAUAUGGCUGUAGAGAGCUUUAUUUCCAGAGCAAAAAAAUAGUGCUUUAGAAAUCUACAGUAAGGAAAGCUACAGCAAAUAAAUCUACAGAUUAAAUUCUACAGCAAAAAAUAUAAAGCUACAGCACUUACCAAUCAUCCCCUAUACAUUUGUAUACAAGGGAAAAAACUAAAACAUCAUAUAUUCAAAUCGGGAGGGAGUAGUAAAGAGCAUUCAGUACUCUCUCUCUCUCUCAUAAAAACACAGCCAAUGACCUUCUCGUGGUCUUCUGUGCCAUAAAAAUCAUUAUAUACAUUCAAACACCAAUCUGGCGCCACACACACAUACUCUCUUCCUCUCUCUCCUUGUAUGAGUGGUGAGAUGGUUAUCCCUAUAAGGUGCAGCAUCGAACCAUCUGCAACAUUUUUACUCGUUUUCUUUUUGUGUGUUUUCCAGCAAGUGUCUCUUCUUCACUCUCCCCAACGACCCUCUCUUCCAUUCAUAACUCUUUCUCUCUCCGGGCAAAAUGGAUAACUUCUUGCCCUUUUCCUCUUCUAACGCAAACUUUGUCCAAGAACUCUCAAUGGAUCUUAACAACAAUCGCUCACGCUUAUCAACGUUCCCUACUUAUGAUCAUCAUCAUCAGGCGCAGCCUCGCUCGUUGCAACCCUACUCAUAUGUUGCAUGUCCUGUGGAUCAGACGGCGGCUAUGAAUCCUCAGAUCCCGGUUACACAAACCGGAAGUGAGUUCGGUUCUCUGGUUUGUAAUCCCGGUUUCGGACAAGCAAGAGGUGGAUUUCUUGAUCCACACACGGCUAAGAUGGCCAGGAUCAACAGAAAGAAAGCGAUGAUAAGAUCAAGAAACAAUUCUAGCCCUAACUCUAGUUCGAAUGAGCUGGUUGGUUCAAGGAGACAAGUGGUUCUUACCAUGAAAAAUAAUGCCGAGAUAGCAGCAAGGAAAGAUCUCUAUCGAUAUCCCUCAUUCGAUAACAAGAAGCUUAGGGUUUUGCUGGUGAAACACUUGAAGAACAGCGAUGUUGGAUCACUUGGGAGGAUCGUUCUACCAAAGAGAGAAGCUGAAGGGAAUCUUCCGGAGCUAUCUACUAAAGAAGGAAUGAUAGUAGACAUGAGAGAUGCGGACUCUAUGCAGAAUUGGUCUUUCAAAUACAAGUUCUGGUCCAAUAACAAGAGCAGAAUGUAUGUCCUUGAAAACACAGGACAAUUUGUGACUGAAAAAAGAGUUGAGAUUGGAGAUUUUUUAACAAUCUACGAGGACGAAAGCAAGAAUCUCUACUUCUCCAUAAGAAAGCACGCAGACAAACCAAAUGAAGGAAGAGAAGAUGAGUCGAUGGAAGCCAACGACAUGAACUUCUACGAAGAUAUUGCGUUUGAUUUCAUACCAAAAGAUGAAGACGAAGAUUCUAUUGCAAUGCUCAUCGGAAAUCUAAAUGAUCACUAUCCCAACCCAAACAAUCGUAUGGACCUCCCAAUCGAUCUUCAUCAGCAUCAUCAAGCCACCUCAUUGCCACCUGCGGAUUACAUGACCAAUCCUCAGUAUGGUGGUUCCUCCAAUGAUCUCAUGAGCUUUAACGACUUCGUAUGGUGAUGCGAUUGAAGUUGAUAUAGCUAUAUAGAAGUGGUAUAAAAAAUUUAAAAAGAAAAGAUUAUCGCUCAUCAUAUUCAUAUCUAUCUAUUGAUAAAGUAUUUUUGUCAAUCUAUUAUUUAUGAAAAAUAAUAUUAGUUACAUAUAUAAGUUUCAUUUGGGUUUUAUAAAGCAUAAGAGAUAAUAGACGAAAAUAUAAUUCAGGAAUUAAAAAAAAAACAAUAUUUGGGUUCAUCCCUAAGAUGAAUGGUUAAAUUUACCUCACUUUUUAUAAUCAACCAAAGUGCCAUGUAAAAUUAAUUAAAAAGAUAAUAAUUUUAAAAAAAAAAAAUGGCUGAAAAAAUCAGCACUGACAUUAACACCGUCUACAAAA